GUUUUGCUGUUGAAUAAACAAAGUCAGCGGUUGUCUCAUUGAAACGUUCACGCAAUUUCUUCUUCCCGUUUUAUUUUAUUCUAAAUCAUUCGUUACCUGAAAAAUUAUCGAGGAAAUUAUAUUAUUGCGUUUCAAAUAAUGUCAGCAUUAAAAUCUGAAAAAAAUUCCUAUUGAAAUCAUUGAAAAUUAAGAAAAUUGACAAGACAAUUGCCAAAAAGCUGUUCACUACCCAGUUCGGAUGUAAAAAUUUAUUUGGAAAAAAAAAUCAUUUGUCUUCCUGAAUUACAUAUUCUUGUGAAAUAGUAAAAAUCACAACAUCAAGAUGGUUAAGUCACCGCUGAAGAUGGAAAAGUUAGUCGUCGAUGCGAUCCGGAAUCUCCGUGAGGCCAAAGGAUCGACUACCAAGGAUAUCCUCAAUUAUGUGAUGAGAGAAUAUAACUCAGAACCUACUCUUGAACGUCGGUUGAGAGCAGCGUUAAAACGAGGAUUAGAGUAUGGGAUCCUUCAAAAAAAAGGAGCCCAUUAUCUAAUGAAUGAUCCUGAAAUGUCAACUGAGCAGGGACCAAUGGAGCGUGGUGGCCGGAGACGACGACGACGAGGAAGGAAAGGAAAAAAGGGAAGACGAGGACGUGGACGAAGACGACGAGGUGGACGAAGGCGUAAGGGCCGUGGAAAAUCUCGAGGACGAAGGCGACGUCGAAGCAGGAGGCGAGGACGAGGUGGGAGAUCAAGGAAACGAGGUGGAGUUGAUGACAUAGACAUGUUAUCAAAAGAACCAAUUGAAGAAGCAGCACCAAGAACUGAUGCUGAUGGCGGUGGCCAGACGUAUGAAAGGCCAACGAGUAGAAGUAGAAGCCGACAAAGCCGUAGUCGGAGCAGAACACCCAGUCACAGUCGAUCGUCCGGAAGCAGCGAUCGUGAAGGUACCGAUGAACGACAACAGCAUGAUUAAAAAUGACAUUUCGAUUAAUUUACGUUUUUUUAUAACAUGUACCAUUUUUUUACUAUCUCCAGUCCUUUUGACUAAUUUUUUAUAUCCUCGAUAACAGGUUUUGGAAAUGAUAUAUUAAAUAAA
Chelonus insularis is the source of this 1075-nucleotide messenger RNA. RefSeq names its product CWC25 spliceosome associated protein homolog. Gene Ontology annotation, molecular function: DNA binding. Gene Ontology annotation, cellular component: nucleosome. The coding region runs from base 323 to 952 and encodes 209 amino acids. The transcript is spliced from 2 exons. Lineage: Eukaryota; Metazoa; Arthropoda; Insecta; Hymenoptera; Braconidae. The record is from RefSeq and is a predicted model, not a curated record. Gene Ontology annotation, biological process: nucleosome assembly.